AUGGAUGAUUUAGAGUUCUGUAAAGACGUAUUUUGCGAUGACCUCGACGAUUGUUUCUUUACAAAUUGUGACAAUGCUGGUGAUUGCUGCUGUAUGGGAGAUCCUGCUUGUAAUGGUGAUUGUUGGGCACUUUCCAAUAAAAAUAUCGAGUGCUGUAACGACCCCAACUGUGUUGAUUACACUACAAAGCAAUCACCCAAACCUCAGAUUCAACAGCUCUCUGAAUUAGCACAUCAUUGCAACGACGAAGCUUGUGAUUAUAACUCCCCUCCCCCAAGUAGUCACCAACAGGACCACUUGUGCCAAGUUCAAUCUUCAAAACGACUGCUAUUUGAAGAUUUGAUAACCAACGUUCAUGCAAACUUGAACAACACAUCUCAAAUGAAACAUAAUGACUUUGAAAUUCAUUUCCCACAUGAAUGCCAUGCUGAAGAAUCCAAACCCACCAACCAUCACCAUUUCCACCAAUCUUGUUUUCACACAACUAUACCAGAAGCUCUGUCUUCUGCAGGUGCUAGAGCUUCUUGCUAUGAUGAAAAGCUUAUGUCUAACUUUGACUAUGACUUCAUUGUUGAAUUCAACAACUUUAAUAAUUCACUAGCUAAUGCUGAUCCAGUCGCUACUUCCUCUGCUCUGCCAGACCAAUUGGUAUACCCAUGCCAAUGGGAAAAGUGUUUUAAGAGGGUAACAGAUGAUACCAUACUUAAUCAUGUCAUGGAAGAACACAUCCGUAACGAGUAUCCCGAUACGAUAUCCGACACCGCUUAUCAAUGUGAAUGGCAAGAUUGUAAUUUCAUCAACUCCGAUUUCAAGCUUUUGGUUGACCAUUUGAAGAACCAUAAACAACAGACCAAGAAACAGUUUAUCCUUCCAAAUCAAUCUAUUUUAACUCCAAGUUCAACCACGAAAUCUUACGAGUCUUCGCCAAUAGCAGAUUACCCUACGGUUAAGGAUGAACACCCAAAUGUAAACAUCACCUCAAUUAAAAUCUUACCCAAAAAACCCAAAGCCAGCCCCACACCGCCAGACCCUACCCACACUUGUAAAUGGGAAAUUGGCCAUGACAGCAAUGGUAACGCAAUACCGUGCAACAAGACACAUAUAAGUGAAGCUGACCUCCAAGAUCAUCUUCUUAAUGAUCACAUUGGGUGUGGGAAAUCCAAAUAUUUCUGUAAUUGGAUCGGGUGUGAGAGGCAUAUGGGGAAACAGUUUACCCAGCGUCAAAAACUUCUCAGACAUAUACAUAUACAUACCGGGUACAAACCGUGCCAGUGCCACAUUUGUGGUGCCAGCUUUGCAGUGGAGGGAAUGUUGACUCAACAUCUCCGUACCCACUCAGGAGAGAAACCAUUCCCGUGUCUGAUUUGCGGGAAACGGUUUGCGACCCGUAGUUCAUUGAGUAUACAUCACCGGGUUCAUACUGGAGAGAAACCGUUGGUUUGCAAAUGGCCCGGGUGUGGCAAGAGGUUUAGUGAAAGUUCAAAUUUGACCAAGCAUAUGAAGAUCCAUUCUAAGUUGUUUGAAUGUGAGGUUUGUGGAUCAGUGUUUGAGAAAAAGGUGGAUUAUACAAAACAUGUAAAAACACAUGAAUAA
Molecule: messenger RNA, 1593 nt
Organism: Spathaspora passalidarum NRRL Y-27907
Lineage: Eukaryota; Fungi; Ascomycota; Pichiomycetes; Serinales; Debaryomycetaceae
Gene: CSR1
Product: Csr1p
Exons: 1
Coding region: 1-1593 (530 amino acids)
Biological process (GO): regulation of transcription by RNA polymerase II
Cellular component (GO): nucleus
Molecular function (GO): RNA polymerase II cis-regulatory region sequence-specific DNA binding; DNA-binding transcription factor activity, RNA polymerase II-specific
Source: RefSeq, a predicted model, not a curated record